Molecule: messenger RNA, 661 nt
Organism: Hyaena hyaena (striped hyena)
Lineage: Eukaryota; Metazoa; Chordata; Mammalia; Carnivora; Hyaenidae
Gene: MMP24OS
Product: MMP24 opposite strand
Exons: 2
Coding region: 131-304 (57 amino acids)
Source: RefSeq, a predicted model, not a curated record
GUCAAGGGGGCGGGGCCUGUGCGCAGUGAGGUCACGACGCCGGCCCCUCCCAACGCCGCUACGCAGGCCUGCGGAGCGCAGACGCCGGCACUAGGAUCCUGUAGACCUGCGGCGUGGGCAGCGAGAGACCAUGGGUGCUCGGCUGAGCGGCGGCCAGGGCGCUCCGGAGCCCGUGCAGCCCCAACCCCAACCCCAGCCCCAGCCAGGGGCGCCCGAAGCCCCUGAGCGACCCCAGCCUGAACCCGGGCCCUGGGGGCCACUGGACGAUGUGCGCUUCCUCAUCGCCUGCACCUCCUGGUACUGACUCGACACCCUCCGCAGUCACUGGCGGCUGCCAACAUCGUUAUGCUCUUCUGUUCCUCUCUUGUCGUCUGUUUAACCUCCCGGGAGCCCAGGACAGGCUCGGAGAGUCGAGGAGGUCACAGAGGACUAGAAGGAGGUUUGGGCAUGGCGUCCUCCGCAGCGUCGCCAUGGGGUACCGGCUCACCUCUAGCUCCCCCCGAAUUUGUUCUCUUGCUAGACUGCACCCAAGUCAGCUUAAGCCUCCGUGCUCACCCCCACCCUACAGCCGUCUCGGUUGUGGGGCAGCCCUCCUUUUCACUGGCUUCCAGAACUAGGCCAGGACUCCUGGUAAGACCUCAAGAUUGCUGACUUGAUCUCC